GAGGGUGACGCCAACAUGGAGGGCAGGAGGACCGCCAGCUGCUGGGUGGCCAUUGUCCUGGCGGUGCUGGGCUCUGUAUACUGUGCACCCUAUAAACAGGUCUCCCCGGAGAUUACGAUGGAACAAUUACUGUGGGUGAGCGGUCGGGUGAUCGGCGAAGUGGACACCUUCCGCAUCCCGCUCAUCACUUACACCCCUCGCGGACAUCUCCUGGCCUUCUCCGAGGCCCGCAAACAUUCUGCCUCUGAUCUAGGGGCAAAAUUUAUAGCCACCCGCAGGUCACAAGAUGGGGGUUACACCUGGGGGCCCACAUCCUUCAUUAUAGAUGAUGGCUCUAUAGCAGAUGGACUGAACCUGGGUGCUGUUGUGGUAGACGACGAGACAAGAAACAUCUUCCUAGUGUACACACUGUGUGCCCAUUACCGGCAGUGUGCCGUCUCUAGUGUCAUGGUCACCAACAGCUCUGAUGAUGGUAUCACCUGGAGUACACCGAGAAAUCUCUCCCAUGAGAUCGGUACAAAAAUGUUCUCCCCUGGGCCAGGCUAUGGGAUACAGAAAAAGUAUGAGCCAAAGAAAGGACGGCUGAUCGUGUGCGGUCAUGGGACCCUGGAUGAGGAUGGAGUGUUCUGUCUCCUAAGCGAUGACCACGGGAACACGUGGAAGAAAGGUGGAAAUUUAGAGGGUCUGCCAUUCAAGCAGCAAAAAAAAAUGGGUGACUUUAGUCCUGAUGAAUGUCAGCCCUACGAACUCCCCGAUGGCUCAGUGGUUAUUAAUUCCCGCAACCAGUACUUUUAUCACUGUCACUGCCGGAUCGUGGUGUACUCCACCGACGGCUGCGAUUCUCUACCGCCGGAAAAUGUCCGCUUCGACGAAGGUUUGCCCGAUCCAGCCGUGGCUGCCGGAGCUUUGUAUAAAGGGGGAGUGACCUACUUUGUGAACCCGUCACACCAGACUCAACGUGUAAACCUCACUCUACGCUGGAGUUUCAAUUCCGGAGACUCGUGGGAGCAGAACAUCCAGAUCUGGCCGGGUCCUAGCGGAUACUCCUCCCUCACCACCCUCUCCCAUAACGUCGAAGACAACGCGAACAUCUUCAUUGUGUAUGAGAAAGGAAGACAAGAUAUUACAGAAUCCAUCUCUUUUGUUAAAGUUAAUCUCUACGGCAGUCUCUGAUUUGGCUGCAUCGCUACCGGAUCCAAUACAAGAGGUUACAAAAUGCCAGGAAUUAUUUAUUUGGUGCCAAAGUCUGACUGUCUUGAAUAGAAAAAAAAAA
This is a messenger RNA of Nanorana parkeri, 1273 nucleotides long. RefSeq names its product neuraminidase 1 (gene NEU1). Gene Ontology annotation, molecular function: exo-alpha-sialidase activity. The coding region runs from base 16 to 1173 and encodes 385 amino acids. Gene Ontology annotation, biological process: oligosaccharide catabolic process; ganglioside catabolic process. The transcript has 6 exons. The record is from RefSeq and is a predicted model, not a curated record. Gene Ontology annotation, cellular component: membrane; lysosome; cytoplasm. NCBI's taxonomy places the organism in Eukaryota, Metazoa, Chordata, Amphibia, Anura, Dicroglossidae.